Brachypodium distachyon (stiff brome) is the source of this 6669-nucleotide messenger RNA. RefSeq names its product callose synthase 3. Gene Ontology annotation, biological process: (1->3)-beta-D-glucan biosynthetic process. The record is from RefSeq and is a predicted model, not a curated record. Gene Ontology annotation, cellular component: 1,3-beta-D-glucan synthase complex; plasma membrane. The coding region runs from base 457 to 6324 and encodes 1955 amino acids. NCBI's taxonomy places the organism in Eukaryota, Viridiplantae, Streptophyta, Magnoliopsida, Poales, Poaceae. The transcript is spliced from 42 exons. Gene Ontology annotation, molecular function: 1,3-beta-D-glucan synthase activity.
CUCGUCUUCGUCUCCGUAUCAAAAGAAGCGAACAAAUAUCCAACAGCUCGCUCGCUCGCCCGUCUCUCUCCUCUGCUUUGCCCCCUUUUCUAGUUUCUCCUCCUCUGCUUUUGCUUCGAGCUCAAACACUGCUCUGCUUCUGGUGCUCUGCUGCACCCAACCUUCACCAGCAAAUUCAAACCGAUCUAGGGUUUGGUUUGGUUUCCUUCCAUUCCAAUCUUCCUGCACCGGACGGCAUCCGGUAAAGCCAAUCCAAUCCAUUUUAACCCGGCUCCGUCCACCGCUUCCUUUUUUCCAUUCAUCGCAAUUCUUCUUCUUCUUCUUCUUCUUCUUCUUCUUCUUCUUCUUCAUCUUCUUCCUGGGGUUCAGUUCGGUGCAGCUUUGCUUGGUUGGUUCCUCUCCCGGAUGUGAUGAGCAGGUAAAGAGCUGGUUGUAGCAGGACUCUGACCGGCGCGGAUGGCGUCGUCCUCCGGGAGGCGGAUGGGCCCCGGCGGGGAGGGCCCCCCCUCAUCCGCCUCGCCGGCCUCGGGAGGCCCCGCCGGCAGGAGGAUCCUCCGCACGCAGACCGCCGGCAACCUCGGCGAGUCCAGCUUCGACAGCGAGGUGGUGCCCUCCUCGCUCGUCGAGAUCGCGCCCAUCCUCCGUGUCGCCAACGAGGUCGAGGCCAGCAACCCGCGCGUAGCAUACCUAUGUCGCUUCUACGCUUUCGAGAAGGCCCAUCGCCUCGACCCAACAUCCAGCGGCCGAGGUGUUCGUCAGUUCAAAACCGCACUCCUGCAGAGGCUAGAAAGGGAAAACGACCCCACAUUGAAGGGAAGGGUUAAGCAGAGUGAUGCUCGAGAAAUGCAGAGUUUCUAUCAGCACUACUACAAGAAGUACAUCCAAGCACUUCAGAAUGCCGCUGAUAAAGCUGACCGUGCUCAACUCACAAAGGCAUAUCAAACCGCAGCUGUCUUGUUUGAGGUUUUAAAAGCCGUUAACGUUUCACAAAAAAUUGAAGUUGAUCAAGCGAUUUUGGAAACACACAACCAAGUGGAGGAAAAGAAAAAGUUGUAUCUUCCUUACAAUAUCCUCCCGCUUGACCCUGAUAGUGCUAAUCAGGCUAUUAUGCAAUAUCCUGAGAUCCAAGCUGCUUUUCACGCUCUUCGUAAUACAAGGGGUUUGCCAUGGCCCAAGGAACAUGAAAAGAAAUCUGACGCGGAUCUUCUUGAUUGGCUUCAGGCUAUGUUUGGUUUUCAGACAGAUAGUGUAUCCAACCAAAGAGAACAUCUCAUACUAUUGCUUGCCAACAUGCAUAUAAGGCAGAUUUCCAAACCUGAUCAACAAUCAAAGUUAGAUGAUGGUGCGCUGGAUAAAGUAAUGAAGAAACUAUUUAAAAACUACAAGAGAUGGUGCAAGUACCUUGGCCGCAAAAGCAGCUUACGGCUACCGACUAUUCAACAGGAAGUACAGCAGCGUAAGCUUCUCUAUAUGGGCCUUUAUCUGCUCAUAUGGGGUGAGGCGGCCAACUUGAGAUUUAUGCCAGAGUGUCUUUGCUACAUCUAUCAUCAUAUGGCUUUUGAAUUGUAUGGUAUGUUGGCUGGAAAUGUGAGCCCAACAACCGGUGAAAAUGUUAAACCAGCAUAUGGUGGCGCUGUAGAAGCCUUCUUGAAGAAAGUUGUGACUCCAAUAUACAAAAUAAUAGAGAUGGAAGCUGAAAGGAGCAAGACCAUAAAAUCAAAACACUCGCAUUGGAGAAAUUAUGAUGAUCUAAAUGAGUACUUUUGGUCAAGAGAUUGUUUCCGAUUAGGGUGGCCUAUGAGAGCCGAUGCUGAUUUUUUCAAGACUCCAAACUUUUCUCUUGCUCCUCGUGAUCAGAUGAAUGAAGAGAACAGACCAGCUGGUAGUGACCACUGGAUGGGAAAAGUCAACUUUGUCGAGAUACGGUCAUUUUGGCACAUCUUCCGUAGCUUCGACAGGAUGUGGAGUUUCUUAAUUAUAUCUUUACAGGCCAUGGUUAUAAUUGCUUGGAAUGGUGGCACACCAAGUGAUAUCUUUGAUGCAGGAGUAUUGAAACAAGUUUUGAGCAUAUUUAUAACUGCUGCAGUACUGAAACUGGGUCAAGCAAUUCUGGACAUUGUCUUGAGCUGGAAAGCAAGAAAAGGCAUGCCUCUUGUUGUUAAACUGCGGUACAUCUUAAAAUUACUAUCAGCUGCUGCAUGGGUGGUAGUUUUACCAGUAACUUACGCAUACACCUUGGAGAAUCCUACCGGUCUUGCUAGAACAAUCAAAAGUUGGCUCGGUGAUGGCCGGAAGCAGCCAUCAUUAUACAUCUUGGCUGUUGCGGUAUAUUUGGCACCAAAUAUGCUGGCGGCCACGAUGUUUCUUUUUCCUGUCCUGAGGAGAGCUCUGGAGAGGUCAAACCUUAAAGUCAUAACAUUUAUGAUGUGGUGGUCGCAGCCUCGCUUAUUUGUUGGUAGAGGAAUGCAUGAAGGCGCAUUCUCCCUUUUCAAGUAUACGAUGUUCUGGGUCCUUCUUUUGGCCACAAAACUGAUAGUGAGCUUCUAUGUGGAGAUCAAGCCACUUGUGCAACCAACAAAAGAUAUAAUGAAGCAGCCAAUAACAACAUUUGAGUGGCAUGAGUUUUUUCCACAUGCCAAGAACAACAUCGGUGUUGUUAUUGCACUUUGGGCUCCUAUCAUUCUUGUCUAUUUCAUGGAUACCCAGAUUUGGUAUGCAAUUUUCUCAACGUUAGUUGGUGGUAUAUAUGGGGCAUGUCGUCGUCUUGGUGAGAUACGCACCUUAGGAAUGCUCAGAUCUCGGUUCGAAUCUUUGCCUAAGGCUUUCAACGAUCGCUUGAUUCCCAAUGACUCAAACAAGAGGAGAGGACUUCGCUCUGCUUUCUCCAGUAAAUCUUCUCAGAAACCUGAGGAUGACAAAGAAAAAGAAAAAAUAGCUGCAAAAUUUGCUCAGAUUUGGAAUCUAAUUAUUACUAGCUUCCGUGCUGAGGACUUGAUAGAUAACAGGGAGAAGGACUUGUUACUUGUUCCAUACUGCAAAGAUCGUGAAAUGGAUAUAAUCCAAUGGCCACCAUUCCUGCUUGCUAGCAAGAUCCCAAUAGCGUUGGAUAUGGCAGCAGACAGUGGAGGAAAAGAUCGUGAUCUAAAGAAAAGGAUGAAGUCAGAUCCAUAUUUUACUUAUGCUAUCAAGGAAUGCUAUGCGUCAUUCAAAAACAUCAUAAACACUUUAGUGGUUGGUCGGGAGAGACUUUUCAUAGAAAAGAUUUUUAAAGUGGUGGACGAUCAUAUAGAACAAGACAUUCUAAUAAAGGAGCUGCACAUGAGCAACCUUCCUACACUGAGCAAGAAAUUUAUUGAGUUGCUUGAUAUACUGCAAAAGAAUAACAAAGAAGACCAGGGUCAGGUCAUCAUUUUGUUCCAGGAUAUGCUCGAAGUGGUUACAAGGGAUAUAAUGGAUGACCAACUCAGUGGGCUACUAGAAACGGUACACGGUGGAAAUAGCAGAAGACACGAAGGAAUCACACCACUUGAUCAACAGGAUCAGUUGUUCACUAAAGCUAUUGAGUUUCCUGUAAAGGAAUCACAUGCCUGGACAGAAAAGAUAAAAAGGCUCUACCUGUUGCUCACAGUGAAGGAAUCUGCCAUGGAUGUUCCUACAAACCUGGAUGCUAGAAGGCGGAUAUCUUUCUUUGCCAAUUCUCUUUUUAUGGAGAUGCCACGGGCUCCAAAAGUGCGGCACAUGCUGCCAUUCUCUGUCUUGACUCCUUAUUACAAAGAAGGCGUUCUUUUCUCUUCACAAGCACUAGAGGACCAGAACGAGGAUGGGGUUUCUGUCCUUUUCUACCUGCAAAAAAUCUACCCAGAUGAAUGGAAAAAUUUUCUUGAAAGGGUGGAGUGCAAGACCGAAGAGGAACUCCGUGAGACUGAACAAUCGGGAGAUGAGCUUCGCCUUUGGGCAUCUUAUAGGGGCCAAACUUUGACAAGAACUGUAAGAGGGAUGAUGUACUACAGACAAGCUUUGGUGCUUCAGUCUUUUCUUGAUAUGGCCAGAGAGGAGGAUCUUAUGGAAGGCUUCAGAGCUGCUGACAUACUAUCUGAUGAAUCACCAUUGCUGACUCAAUGCAAAGCUAUAGCUGACAUGAAGUUUACCUACGUUGUAUCAUGCCAGCAAUACGGUAUCCAGAAACGUUCUGGUGAUCAGCGUGCACAGGAUAUUCUGAGACUGAUGACAACUUAUCCAUCACUUCGAGUUGCCUAUAUUGAUGAAGUCGAGGAGACAAGUACAGAGCGAAGCAAGAAGAUAGAGAAGGUUUACUACUCAGCAUUGGUGAAGGCAGCAGUAACCAAGCCUGACGAUCCUGGUCAGAAACUCGAUCAGGACAUAUACAGGAUAAAGCUUCCAGGUAAUGCAAUGUUAGGUGAAGGAAAACCAGAAAAUCAGAACCAUGCGAUAAUUUUUACUCGAGGUGAAGGCCUACAAACUAUUGACAUGAAUCAGGAACAUUAUAUGGAGGAGACCUUGAAAAUGAGAAAUCUACUGCAAGAGUUUACGAAGAAACAUGAUGGUGUGAGGUAUCCAUCUAUACUUGGUGUAAGAGAACACAUAUUCACUGGCAGCGUUUCUUCGCUUGCAUGGUUCAUGUCAAACCAAGAGACGAGUUUUGUGACUAUUGGGCAACGUGUACUUGCCAAUCCUUUAAGAGUUCGAUUUCAUUAUGGACAUCCUGAUAUCUUUGAUCGACUUUUCCACCUCACAAGGGGUGGUGUAAGCAAAGCAUCUAAGAUUAUCAAUCUAAGCGAGGACAUAUUUGCUGGAUUCAAUUCCACAUUGCGUGAAGGAAAUGUUACACAUCAUGAAUACAUGCAAGUUGGCAAGGGAAGAGAUGUUGGGCUCAAUCAAAUUUCACUAUUUGAGGCGAAAAUUGCAUAUGGUAAUGGGGAACAAACACUGAGCCGUGACGUCUACCGACUUGGACACCGUUUUGAUUUUUUCAGAAUGUUGUCCUGCUAUUACACUACUAUUGGCUUUUACUUCAGCACAAUGAUUACGGUAUGGACUGUAUAUGUAUUCCUCUAUGGCCGUUUGUAUCUUGUCCUCAGUGGCCUUGAUAAAGGUCUAACCACUGGAAAACGGUUUAGACACAAUGAUCCUCUCCAGGUUGCUCUUGCUUCACAGUCUUUUGUGCAGCUUGGGUUCUUGAUGGCACUGCCUAUGAUGAUGGAAAUUGGUCUAGAGAGAGGAUUCAGAACUGCAUUGAGUGACUUUAUACUUAUGCAGCUUCAGUUAGCCUCUGUCUUCUUCACAUUCUCUCUUGGGACGAAAACUCACUACUAUGGGAAGACGCUGCUCCAUGGAGGAGCUGAGUAUAGAGCUACCGGACGUGGAUUUGUGGUGUUCCAUGCAAAAUUCGCAGAGAACUACCGGCUGUACUCACGGAGCCAUUUUGUCAAGGGCAUUGAAUUGAUGAUUUUGCUUAUCGUGUAUGAAAUCUUCGGGCAGUCUUAUCGAGGAGCAAUCGCAUACAUAUUCAUCACGUUUUCCAUGUGGUUUAUGGUUGUCACCUGGCUUUUUGCACCUUUCCUCUUUAACCCUUCUGGUUUUGAGUGGCAGAAGAUUGUUGAUGACUGGACUGAUUGGAAUAAGUGGAUCAGCAACCGUGGGGGUAUUGGUGUAUCGACAGAGAAAAGUUGGGAGUCAUGGUGGGAGAAAGAGCACGAACCUCUUAAGUAUUCUGGAAAGCGUGGCACUGUUCUCGAAAUAGUACUCGCGGCGCGCUUCUUUAUCUACCAAUAUGGUCUUGUUUACCAUUUGAACAUAAUACACACGAAGAGCGUGCUGGUUUAUUGCUUGUCAUGGGUUGUUAUCUUUCUAAUUUUGGCCGUAAUGAAGGCUGUAUCAGUUGGGAGACGGAAAUUCAGUGCCGAAUUCCAACUAGUGUUCCGGCUGAUCAAGGGGCUGAUAUUCAUAACAUUCAUCUCCAUCAUCAUAAUCUUGAUUGCGAUCCCCCACAUGACAGUUCAAGACAUAUUUGUCUGCAUACUUGCCUUCAUGCCGACCGGAUGGGGCUUGCUCUUGGUGGCGCAAGCUCUCAAGCCAGCAAUCGUGAAGCUUCAGCUGUGGGGUUCGAUCAGGGCGCUGGCACGAGGCUACGAGAUCAUCAUGGGGCUUCUCUUGUUCACCCCCAUCGCGUUCCUGGCGUGGUUCCCGUUCGUGUCGGAGUUCCAGACGAGGAUGCUCUUCAACCAGGCAUUCAGCAGAGGCCUGCAGAUCUCGAGGAUCCUCGGCGGGCACAAGAAGGACCGGGCGGCGCGCAACAAGGAGUAAUAGAUAGUCAGAUGUCUGCUGGGGUUGUGGUUUAUAUACCAGUAUCAACAACCCUGGUUGUUUUGUACUAUGUUUGUAUAUUGUCUGGGCUGUAGCUGUUGUAGAAAAGGAACGGGAUGGGAUUGAUUGCUGUGUAGAGCAUAUUGCAUUGGCUCGAGUGCUGAUUUGUAGGAAUAGUAAUCUGGAAAAGAUUAGAGAAGGUAGCCUAAUCUGAUGAGUUAAAUGUAUGUAUAACACAUGGAUCCAGUGACUUUGUGUCGAAUAUCCAAUGCCAUGUUGAGUUGAAGGGUGGAGAUGCUCUGUACUAAUCUUUGACAGAAACAUAAGGCUUAUUACAAGGACGAA